CGUGAUUCUUUCCAAUAUCUUGACAAGCAUUUGAGAAAACCAUUGUGUGUGUGCGUGUUCUUGGUCGAUCCAAGUUCCAGCGCGCAAUGCUUGCUCUAUGAUCGCUGGGCGAUGGCUGCUACAAGCAUUCAGGGAAGCUCUUGCCAGCGCCGGCGCGCCCAAGAGCAUCGAAGGCCAGUACGCCAAUCUCCUGCGCCAAUGCCGAGAUCUCGGCGAGGCAAAGCGUCUCCACUGCUGGAUCCGAGAGCGCGGCCACGGAUCCAGCACCUACGUCUCCAACAUGAUCGUCCAAAUGUAUGGCAAGUGUGGCAGCGUCGACGACGCAUGGAUCGUCUUCUCCUCGAUCCAAGCUCGCAACGUUUUCUCCUGGAACAUGAUCAUCGCAGCAUUUGCCCAGAACGGGCAUCCGGAGCGCUCUGUGGCGCUCUUCUGGCGGAUGAUCCGCGAGGAGCCGGGCAUCAUCCCCACCAGGAUCACAUUCCUCCAUGCGCUAGAGAAGCUCAAGAACCUCGCGGAGGGGAGGAAGAUCCACGAGCUCGCAAUUACCGUGGGGUUGGAGAGCGAUCCAGCUGUGGGCACAGCGAUCGUCACCAUGUAUGGGAAAUCCAGGAGCCUCGCUGAUGCCAAGCGUGUGUUUGAUCAAUUGAAGCGCAGGGAUGUCGUGGCAUGGACAGCGCUCAUCACUGCCUACACCCAGAACGGGCAUUGCGAAGAGGCGCUGGAUCUCUACAGCUCGAUGGAUCCGGAUGGUGUGGCUCCAAAUCAGUACACCUUCACGAUCGUGAUCGAUGCGUGCGCGGAGCUGGGGCGGCUGGACGUGGGCAUCGCGAUCCACGCAAGGAUCACUGCCGCUGGGCUGGAAUCCUGGAUCGAGGUCGCGAAUUCGCUGAUCAAUCUCUAUGGGAACUGCAAGAGAUUGCGCGAUGCCGAGAGGAUCUUCCAGAGAAUGCCCAGGAGGAGCUCUGUUUCGUGGAACUCUAUGAUCGCAGCGUAUGCUCACAAUGGGCACCCAGGAGAUGCGAUCGAUCUCUACAAGAGAAUGCGCGGCGAUGGAUCCGUGAAGCUCGAUCCAGUGACAUUCGUGAAUGUUCUUGGCGCUUGCUAUAGCCAGGAAGAUCUGGCGGCUGGGCGAUCGAUCCAUCGCGACGCCAUAGCUCGCGGGCUGGGAUCUCAUCUAGUGCUCGCCUCUGCAGCUGUGAGCAUGUAUGGGCGCUGUGGCAGCGUCGAGGAAUCCAUGGCGACGUUCGAGAGAAUGGAGAUCAAGGACGGUGUGGCGUGGAGUGCUGUGAUCGCAGCUCUUGCCCAGAACGGAGAAUCGAGCAGCGCUCUCCAUUUCUAUCGCCGGAUGAUCUGGAGCUCCAGCGCGAGGCCCAACGAGGCGACGUUCAUCAGUGUUCUUGAGGCGUGCUCCUUCGCCGACGAGGGGAUCAAGAUCCACCAGCACAUCGUCGACAGUGGGAUCGUCCACUCCACCAUGAUCUCCACCGCGAUCUUCAACAUGUAUGCCAAGUGUGGCCGCCUCGAUCGCGCGCGAGAGAUUUUCUCCUCCAUGAGGGCGUCUCGCGGAUCGUUCCAGAGCGCCAACGAUGUUUCUUGGAUGAACAUGAUCUCGGCACUCGCCAGGCACGGAUCGAUCGACGAAGCGCUGGAGCUCUUCCGAGAGAUGCGAUUGGAGGGCGGCAAACCCAGCGAGAUCGUGUUUAUCAGCAUCCUCCACGGGUGUAGCCACUCCGGGACGAUGGAGCAGGGAUUGGGGCAUUUUCUUGCGAUGAUCCAAGAUCAUGGGCUUGCUCCGCGAGUGGAGCACUAUGGGUGCUUGAUCGAUCUCCUUGGGCGAGGCGGGCAUCUGGAUCUGGCGCAGGACCUAGUGGAUCAGAUGCCGUUUGAGCCGGAUGCCAGAGCGUGGUCGAAUUUCUUGGGAUCUUGCCGGCUGCAUUCUGAUCGCGAUCGAGCCGAGGCCGCGGCGAUCCGGGUGUUUGAGCUAGAGCCGGAGAAAGCCGCGAUCUAUGUGUCCUUGUCCGGGAUGUGCUUCGCAGAGGAAGACGAAGACCCCUAAAUUUUUAGAGAAGGAAGAACCCUAAAUUUUUAAAACCAAAUUUAAAUUCAAACUUUCAAACUUUCGCGGGAA
This is a messenger RNA of Selaginella moellendorffii, 2128 nucleotides long. Its product is annotated as pentatricopeptide repeat-containing protein At1g15510, chloroplastic. Lineage: Eukaryota; Viridiplantae; Streptophyta; Lycopodiopsida; Selaginellales; Selaginellaceae. The record is from RefSeq and is a predicted model, not a curated record. Bases 98 to 2056 code for a protein of 652 amino acids. The transcript has a single exon. Gene Ontology annotation, biological process: RNA modification. Gene Ontology annotation, molecular function: protein binding; RNA binding.